Molecule: messenger RNA, 670 nt
Organism: Dipodomys ordii (Ord's kangaroo rat)
Lineage: Eukaryota; Metazoa; Chordata; Mammalia; Rodentia; Heteromyidae
Gene: Foxi1
Product: forkhead box I1
Exons: 3
Coding region: 41-670 (209 amino acids)
Biological process (GO): cell differentiation; anatomical structure morphogenesis; regulation of transcription by RNA polymerase II
Molecular function (GO): DNA-binding transcription factor activity, RNA polymerase II-specific; RNA polymerase II cis-regulatory region sequence-specific DNA binding
Source: RefSeq, a predicted model, not a curated record
AGGGGCGAGGCGGGCAGCAGCAGGCGCUGGCCCGACCAGCAUGAGCGCCUUCGACCUCCCCGCGCCCUCUCCGCCCCGCUGCAGCCCCCACUUCCCCGGCCUGGGCCAGGAGCCCCCCGAGCCCGGCCUGUACUACGAGAACUUCUUCCACGCCCCGGGGGUGGCCAGCCCGCAGAGGGCCCCCCCCAACGAGGCGGCCGGCGAGUACGGGCCCACCCCCCCCAACCCCUACUCGGCGCUCAUCGCCAUGGCCAUCCACGGCGCCCCCGACCGGCGCCUCACGCUCAGCCAGAUCUACCAGUACGUGGCCGACAACUUCCCCUUCUACAACCGCAGCAAGGCUGGCUGGCAGAACUCCAUCCGCCACAACCUCUCGCUCAACGACUGCUUCAAGAAGGUGCCGCGCGAUGAGGACGACCCGGACCCCAGCCCCACCGAGCCCCUGCGCCGAGGGCAGCAGCAGAGGGCGGCCGAGGUGGACGGCGGCCCUGUGAGCGAGCGGCAGGUGGCCGUCCCUCUGCCAGGCCGGUGCCUCUGGCGCCGUGCGCACACGGACGGAGGAAUUCGGCCCCCACACCCUGACCCCCAUGGGAAGUCCACCGCCGCCCCUGGGAGCGAUGGCCAGGCAGCUUCAUCCCCAGCAGAGCUGGGUCUACACUGCCCCACCUGA